Molecule: messenger RNA, 9488 nt
Organism: Jaculus jaculus (lesser Egyptian jerboa)
Lineage: Eukaryota; Metazoa; Chordata; Mammalia; Rodentia; Dipodidae
Gene: Cdc42bpa
Product: CDC42 binding protein kinase alpha
Exons: 38
Coding region: 322-5712 (1796 amino acids)
Biological process (GO): actomyosin structure organization; peptidyl-threonine phosphorylation
Cellular component (GO): cytoskeleton; cytoplasm; actomyosin
Molecular function (GO): ATP binding; protein serine/threonine kinase activity
Source: RefSeq, a predicted model, not a curated record
UUUUUGGAAACAAGUGUUGACUCUCUAGUUCUUUGUACUUUUAAUUAUUUAAGUAUACGAUUUAAUUGUAUUCUUUAAAGAUAUUAAGUAUAUUUUAAUGGAAAUUUAACCUCAAACUAUAUGUUUAUGGGUGAAAUUGAAGGAGCUUCAGUUAACAGAGGUUACUGGUGUGUUGGAUGUUUAAUUCAGCACCGGCAUUGCAUGACAGUUGUUGGAAUAACAAUUGGUUUAUUUUUAAAACCACACCUUUUUAAAAUUUAAGCUCAAAUAGUAAGAAUCGUAAUAGCAGUUAAAAGAAAACCAGCAGAACUCGAAGCCAACAUGUCGGGAGAAGUGCGUUUGAGGCAGUUGGAACAGUUUAUUUUGGAUGGGCCCGCUCAGACCAAUGGACAGUGCUUCAGUGUGGAGACCUUACUGGAUAUACUCAUCUGCCUUUAUGAUGAAUGCAAUAAUUCUCCAUUGAGAAGAGAGAAGAACAUUCUUGAAUACCUAGAAUGGGCUAAGCCAUUUACCUCUAAAGUGAAACAGAUGCGAUUACACAGAGAAGACUUUGAAAUAUUAAAGGUGAUUGGUCGCGGAGCUUUUGGGGAGGUUGCUGUAGUAAAACUAAAAAAUGCAGAUAAAGUAUUUGCCAUGAAAAUUUUGAAUAAGUGGGAAAUGCUAAAAAGAGCUGAGACAGCAUGCUUUCGUGAAGAAAGGGAUGUGUUAGUGAAUGGAGACAAUAAGUGGAUAACAACUUUGCACUAUGCUUUCCAGGAUGACAAUAACUUAUACCUGGUUAUGGAUUAUUAUGUUGGUGGGGAUUUGCUUACUCUGCUCAGCAAAUUUGAAGAUAGAUUGCCCGAAGAUAUGGCUCGGUUUUACUUGGCUGAGAUGGUGAUAGCAAUUGACUCAGUUCAUCAGCUCCAUUAUGUACACAGAGACAUUAAACCUGACAACAUAUUGAUGGAUAUGAAUGGACAUAUUCGUUUAGCAGAUUUUGGUUCUUGUCUGAAGCUGAUGGAAGAUGGAACGGUCCAAUCCUCAGUUGCAGUUGGGACUCCAGAUUAUAUUUCUCCUGAAAUUCUUCAAGCUAUGGAAGAUGGAAAAGGCAGAUAUGGACCUGAGUGUGACUGGUGGUCUUUAGGGGUCUGUAUGUAUGAAAUGCUUUAUGGAGAAACACCAUUCUAUGCAGAAUCUCUGGUGGAGACAUAUGGAAAGAUCAUGAACCACAAAGAGAGGUUUCAGUUUCCACCCCAAGUAACUGAUGUGUCUGAAAAUGCUAAGGAUCUUAUUCGAAGGCUCAUCUGUAGCCGAGAACAUCGGCUUGGUCAAAAUGGAAUAGAAGACUUUAAGAAGCACCCAUUUUUUAGUGGAAUUGAUUGGGACAAUAUUCGAAACUGCGAAGCACCUUAUAUUCCAGAAGUUAGUAGCCCAACAGACACAUCAAAUUUUGAUGUGGAUGAUGACUGCUUAAAAAAUUCUGAAACAAUGCCCCCACCAACACAUACUGCAUUUUCUGGCCAUCACCUUCCAUUUGUUGGUUUUACAUAUACUAGUAGCUGUGUUCUUUCUGAUCGGAGCUGUUUAAGAGUUACAGCUGGGCCCACCUCACUGGAUCUUGAUGUUAAUGUCCAGAGGACUCUAGAUAACAACUUAGCAACAGAAGCUUAUGAAAGAAGAAUUAAGCGUCUUGAACAGGAAAAACUUGAACUUACUAGAAAGCUUCAAGAGUCAACACAGACUGUUCAAGCUCUUCAGUAUUCAACUGUUGAUGGUCCAUUAACAGCAAGCAAAGAUUUAGAAAUAAAAAACCUUAAAGAAGAGAUUGAAAAACUAAGGAAACAAGUAGCAGAGUCAAGUCAUUUGGAACAGCAACUUGAAGAAGCUAAUUCUGUGAGACGAGAACUAGAUGAUGCUUUUAGACAAAUCAAAGCUUAUGAAAAGCAAAUCAAAACAUUGCAACAAGAAAGGGAAGAGCUAAAUAAGGAACUAGUCCAGGCUAGUGAGCGAUUAAAAAACCAAUCCAAAGAGCUGAAAGACGCACACUGUCAGAGGAAACUGGCCAUGCAGGAAUUCAUGGAGAUCAAUGAGCGACUAACAGAAUUGCACACCCAAAAACAGAAACUUGCACGCCAUGUCCGAGAUAAGGAAGAAGAGGUGGACCUGGUGAUGCAAAAAGUUGAAAGCUUAAGGCAAGAACUGCGCAGAACAGAAAGAGCCAAAAAAGAGCUGGAAGUUCAUUCAGAAGCUCUAGCUGCUGAAGCAGCAAAAGACAGGAAACUGCGUGAGCAGAGUGAGCGCCACUCCAAACAGCUGGAGAGUGAUUUGGAAGGACUGAAGCAAAAACAAAUUAGUUACUCACCAGGAGUGUACAGCAUAGAACAUCAGCAAGAGAUAACCAAACUGAAAACUGAUUUGGAAAAGAAGAGCAUCUUUUAUGAAGAAGAAAUAUCUAAAAGAGAAGGGAUACAUGCAAAUGAGAUUAAAAAUCUGAAGAAGGAACUGCAUGAUUCUGAAGGCCAGCAGCUGGCUCUCAACAAAGAAAUUAUGGUCUUAAAAGACAAACUGGAAAAAACUAGAAGAGAAAGCCAAAGUGAAAGGGAAGAAUUUGAAAAUGAGUUUAAACAACAAUAUGAACGAGAAAAAGUAUUAUUAACUGAAGAAAAUAAGAAGUUGACAAGUGAACUUGAUAAGCUCACCACUUUGUAUGAGAACUUAAGCAUGCGCAAUCAGCAGCUAGAAGAAGAGGUGAAAGAUCUGGCAGACAAGAAAGAAUCGGUUGCACAUUGGGAAGCCCAAAUCACAGAAAUAAUUCAGUGGGUCAGUGAUGAGAAGGAUGCACGAGGGUAUCUUCAGGCUUUAGCUUCUAAAAUGACUGAAGAAUUAGAAACAUUGAGAAAUUCCAGCCUGGGUACACGAGCAACAGAUAUGCCCUGGAAAAUGCGCCGUUUUGCAAAACUGGAUAUGUCAGCUAGACUAGAGUUGCAGUCAGCUCUGGAUGCAGAAAUUAGAGCCAAGCAGGCUAUCCAAGAAGAACUGAACAAAGUGAAAGCGUCUAACAUCGUAACAGAAUGUAAAUUGAAAGAUUCUGAAAAGAAGAACUUGGAACUACUCUCAGAAAUUGAACAACUGAUAAAGGACUCCGAAGAGCUUAGAUCUGAAAAGGGUAUAGAGCACCAAGACUCACAGCGUUCUUUCUUGGCAUUUUUGAAUACGCCUACCGAUGCUCUGGAUCAAUUUGAAGAUUCCUUUUCUUCUUCAUCAUCCUCACUGAUUGAUUUUUUGGAUGACAUUGCAGACAGUGCUCCACCUCCAGCUCAUACGCCCACAUUGAAGAAAAAGGGAUGCCCUGGCUCCACCGGCUUCCCACCUAAGCGCAAGACUCACCAGUUUUUUGUAAAAUCUUUUGCUACCCCCACUAAAUGCCAUCAGUGCACCUCUUUGAUGGUGGGCUUGAUAAGGCAAGGCUGCUCCUGUGAAGCAUGUGGAUUCUCAUGUCAUAUUACUUGUGUGAACAAAGCUCCAACUGCAUGUCCUGUUCCUCCUGAACAGACAAAGGGUCCACUUGGUAUAGAUCCACAAAAAGGAAUAGGAACAGCAUAUGAAGGUCAUGUCAGAAUCCCUAAGCCAGCAGGAGUGAAGAAAGGGUGGCAGAGAGCACUGGCUGUAGUUUGUGACUUCAAACUCUUCCUGUAUGACAUUGCUGAAGGAAAAGCAUCUCAGCCCAGUGUUGUCAUUAGUCAAGUGAUAGACAUGAGAGAUGAAGAAUUUUCUGUGAGUUCAGUCUUGGCUUCUGAUGUUAUUCAUGCAAGUCGAAAAGAUAUACCCUGUAUAUUUAAAGUCACAGCUUCCCAGCUCUCAGCAUCUAAUAACAAAUGUUCAAUCCUGAUGCUAGCAGAUAGUGAGAACGAGAAGAGUAAGUGGGUAGGAGUGCUGAGUGAAUUACACAAGAUUUUGAAGAAAAACAAAUUCAGAGACCGUUCAGUGUAUGUUCCCAAAGAGGCUUAUGACAGCACUCUACCCCUCAUUAAAACAACGCAGGCAGCUGCAAUCAUAGAUCAUGAAAGGAUAGCUUUGGGAAAUGAAGAAGGGUUAUUUGUUGUGCAUGUCACUAAAGAUGAAAUUAUUAGAGUUGGUGACAAUAAGAAGAUUCAUCAGAUUGAACUCAUCCCAAGUGACCAGCUUGUUGCUGUGAUCUCAGGAAGAAAUCGUCAUGUACGACUUUUUCCUAUGUCAACUUUAGACGGACGAGAGACAGAUUUUUACAAGCUGGCAGAAACUAAAGGGUGUCAGACCAUAACUUCUGGGAAGGUGCGCCAUGGAGCUCUGACCUGCUUGUGUGUGGCUAUGAAAAGGCAGGUCCUCUGUUAUGAACUGUUUCAAAGCAAGACCCGUCACCGGAAAUUUAAGGAAAUUCAAGUCCCAUAUAAUGUCCAGUGGAUGGCCAUCUUCAGUGAACAACUUUGUGUUGGAUUCCAGUCAGGAUUUCUCAGAUACCCUUUGAAUGUAGAAGGAAAUCCGUGCAAUAUGCUCCAUUCGAGUGACCACACGCUGUCAUUCAUUACACAUCAACCAAUGGAUGCUAUCUGUGCAGUUGAGAUCUCCAGUAAAGAAUAUCUGCUGUGUUUUAGCAGCAUUGGGAUAUACACUGACUGCCAGGGCCGAAGGUCUAGACAACAGGAAUUGAUGUGGCCAGCUAAUCCUUCCUUUUGUUGUUACAAUGCACCUUAUCUCUCAGUUUAUAGUGAAAAUGCAGUUGAUAUCUUUGAUGUAAAUUCCAUGGAAUGGAUUCAGACUCUUCCUCUCAAAAAGGUUCGACCUUUAAACACUGAAGGAUCAUUAAAUCUUUUGGGGUUGGAGACCAUUAGGUUAAUAUAUUUCAAAAAUAAGAUGGCAGAAGGGGAUGAACUUGUAGUUCCAGAAACGUCAGAUAAUAGUCGGAAACAAAUGGUUAGAAAUAUCAACAAUAAGCGACGUUACUCCUUCAGAGUCCCUGAGGAGGAGAGGAUGCAGCAGAGAAGGGAGAUGCUACGAGAUCCAGAAAUGAGAAAUAAAUUAAUUUCUAACCCAACUAAUUUUAACCACAUAGCACACAUGGGUCCUGGAGAUGGAAUACAGAUCCUCAAAGACUUGCCCAUGCCAGGUUUCCCUUAUCCAUCCCCUCAUCAUCACGGUCUGAUCUCCUCUCCGAGCAACUUUGAGCACAUCUAUCACAUGACUGUUAAUUCCGCCGAAAAGUUUCUCUCUCCUGAUUCCAUAAACCCUGAGUAUUCCCCGUCCCUGCGCUCUGCCCCUGGUACACCACGCUCUGUGACUCUGAGGAACCCACGCCCUCAGGAAAGUCGGGCAGUAUUCAGUGGCUCGGUCAGUAUUCCUUCCAUCACCAAGUCCCGCCCUGAGCCAGGCCGCUCCAUGAGCGCCAGCAGUGGCCUGUCUGCACGGUCAUCAGCACAGAACGGCAGUGCACUAAAGAGGGAGUUCUCAGGAGGGAGCCACAGUGGGAGGCGGCAGCCCCUGCCCUCCCCGUCAGAGGGCUCUUCGUCAUCAGGAGGCAUGGACCAAGGAAGUGACGCCCCGGCCAGGGGCUAUGAUGGAGAGGACUCAGAUUCUCCAAGGCAUUCCACAGCUUCCAACAGCUCCAACCUGAGCAGCCCCCCAAGCCCUGUUUCACCCCGAAAGACAAAGAGCCUCUCUCUGGAGAGUACCGACCGUGGGAGCUGGGACCCAUGAAGGCAUGGUCUGCAUCCAGCCCCCCUUACUGUAAGCCUCUGCUCCCUAUCUCGCCCCCCCCCCCCCCAGCCAGGAAAGGUCCAGGGGCUGGCAGCAGCCACAGGGUAUGGACUCCGCCCUCUGACAACAUGCCUGGCAGCAGCAUUGCGGGUGACCUUCGUCAGCAGCUGAGACUGGCGUGAUGCCCUCCCACGGGGCUGCUCCCAGGCGCGCAGUCACCUCCCACAGGUCGCUUCACUAGACAGCUGUGCUCUGGCCGCGGCGCCGCAGUGGGGGAUACCUUGCGGCCAGGCCCGCAGCCACCGAGCCAGCGCCAGCCCAGUUGUUGCCAGGAAAUCCUCACGACUUAAAACAAUGCAUAUUUUACUACCGUACAGAGUUUAAAUAAGUACAUAAAUGUAGACACUAAAUACUGAAUGUAUAUAGUUAAAGGAGCACCUUGUAUUCAAUGAGAGAUGGAUGCAUAUAUAAGAGAGUGCUUAAUUUAAAGAAAUGUUGUUUCUUGUCUGUUUCCCAGCUAAGUCAUGUACAGGGUAGAAAGGCCUCAAGUGACAUUUGUAAAGAGACCAGGAGAAGUCAAGGACCCUGUGGUGCCCUGUCCACAGCUGGGACAGGCUGCAGUCACCUGGGGGUCUGUAGAGAGCAUUUGGAGAUUCGGGUGCCAGGGGAUGGAGGACAUCCUGAACACCGUAGUUUGAGCAUUCAAAGCUCCUGUGAGAAGUAGCUUUGAAGGCACUUACCACCUCCCAAGAUAAUUUUUUUUCUAGUAAGAAUUUGAUCUACACUUCCCUCUUAUUUUUUAUCUUGCACAAAUGAAUGUAAAAAAUCUGAUUUUGUCACCUUCUGACCUCUUCUGUCAGAAAGGGCACAGAACGUGGUGGCAUCUGAAGGUCUGCAGUGUGCUUUAUUUUUCCUGGCCAAAUCACAGCCCUCCCCAGUUUCAGUGAGGUGUCUGUCCUGGGUAGAAUCCUUUUGGAUUGAGAGUGGGUGUGAGCUCCUUAGAAGAGCCUGGGGAACCGGCUUUCACUUCAAAAUCAUUAGAAACCUCAAAAGUAGCAGCUUGAACAGCCUUGACCGAAUACUCCUUCCCACAUGCAGUGGAAGGGGAAGUCCCAAGUGUACCCCGUCCUGGCCACUGUGCUGUGGUCAGCCCAGAUUCUUUCGGAAUCUUUUGCACUUGCCCCGGGAAAUGAAAUGGAGAGCCAGGACUCAUUUCUACACAGGUAUGUGACCAGCUAAGCACAUGAGGAGAGGAAGGAGAAAACUACAGUAUCGUGCAAGUAGAGAACCCACCUCCCAACCUAAGUUUCUGAGGAAAAAACAAGACAGGAAAGAAACACUUUUCAAACUGCACCUAAAACAAGUAGUUCCAGAACUGCUAACCUGGCUGUGGUGGCCCAGCUCCAUCUGGCCAGCAGACCUGACUCCCCCAGUUCUGCUUUAAGAGGUGCCGGAAAAAGUUCGGGAGCAAGAAAAGGGAAAGGGCUGUGAAGAACAGUUCUAACACCUCCUAGACACGCUGCCGGCUGCUGGCAUAGUUCACUGUGUAGUUCUCAUUUCCCAGAGCUCUCCGCUGUCAGACAUGCUUGUGUGUCCGAACAUCAAGGGUCAGGCAUGGAGUUUGGUAGUUGCUGUUUGAUUGCUACUGCUGAACCUGGUCCUUACACCAGGUGCGGGGCACACAGCUCCUCUCCUCAGAGCUCCGCUCUUCGCUUUCCACCCUCCACCCACCCCUCCCUCAUCACUCCUCUUUCUAGGCAGAGAAGUGACCCAGGCCUGGAAUGACAGGACUACACACUGAGCCAUUAGUUUCUAGUUUUGAAAACUAAUUGUAAAUUUUUGUUGCCUAUACAUGCUUCUCUGUAAAAGAACCCUUUCAGAAUCACAGCCUAAACCUACCCAAAGUGUGGCUCCCCUGCAGGGAGUCCUGCCCAGUUCUGCCAGCAGAGUGUGUCACAGGAGCCCUGGGGCUCACACUCAGCUCCUGCUGGAUUUCCCACUGCAGUUACGUCUCACUGGGCCACCAAAAGUAGCUCCCAGCCCAAAGCGUGUGAAGACUCUGCCAGCAGGACUGAGGUGCAGAACCCACCAGGGGAGUAGUAAGUAGUGCCUGGGGAAAUCUUCCUCAGAUAAUGAUUGUCCUGCUGGACUUACCGCCGCGGCCCCACCUUACUAUGAAGCUAAUGUGAAGCUUUAAAAGAAGAGCAAUUGGAGAUGGUGGGGAAUAGACUAAAAGACAGGGAAAAAAACAAAACAAAAAUCUCUCAAAGAAAUCAGUAGCAAAGACCACAUAAAAGCUGAUUUGCUCUGAAAUAUUUGAGGUCUUUUUUUUUUUUUUUAAAGUCCAUGCAGGACAUUUAAAAAAAUCUGUGUGGUCACAGGAACUUCUCAGUUAAAGGGAAAAGUACGUUCAGAGGCAUUUCUGGCAUAGUGAAUGUGGGUUAGUACUUGGUGCUAUGUCCAGCUAAUUUAUGUCCUUUGAAUUCUAGACAAUUUGUCAUGUUCUUUUUGGGUGUACAAAAUAAAAUACAUAUUCCUUUUGCCAAAAACAAAGCCUUCCUCUUUUUCAAAUGAUUUCUAAAGAGCAGAAUUUAGUAAGUGUAUGUAUUUACACACACACACAUACACACACACACACACACUCUCUCUCUCUCUCUCCCCACACUUAGCAAUCUGUAUUCUUUCCCAGGGAGCACAGCUUUAACACCGUAUGAUAAAACUAAAGAUGACCCACCUAUUCAGUUUCCAACCAACUCUUAUCCCCAGGCUUCAGGGAGGAACCUGAGAUUCCUCUCAUGUUUACAGCAACCUGUCAUUCCCUGCUAGCUCUUAGCCUCUCUCCUUCCGCAUGGUUCCAUAUCAUGUCAUUUUGUUACUUAGUGGCCACAUGUACUUUUGAGAAAGACCAGCUGGCUUGUGUAGAAUCUCAGGUAUCAUUAAGGAAAAGCCAGAGCAAGGUAGACCGACAUCCGCUCCAAUGCACUGGGUUGCGUGUGGGCCUUGACAGUUACUUGGUUCUCUGUCCCUCCCUCAACCACACCCCCCCCCCCCCCCCCCCCGGAUCCUGACGCUCCUCUGGCAGGUCACUUUUGGCUGCACCUUGAGUCCACUGAGCACAGUAGGGAAUUAGUUGGGCACGUCCUGGCCAGCCUGAGUUAGGCUGCAUGGCAUUUCAUUGCACCCUUUCGAAAUGCUCCUUCCUUGUCAGAACCUUCACUCUUCCCGAGUCCAGACUUCUCUGUGGGGGCCUGCUGGCUAAGGAGAGGCGUAUUCGGACAAGUGCAGUUCCCGCCACCCCCAGGAGGCGGCGCUCUAUGGCUGAGCAUUACACAAGGCACCACUGGGAUUACAGGAGACUGACAAAUCAGCCUUGACAUCUCUGAAAACAAAAUGACCUUCCUUUUGAUUUGAUAGUAUAUUGUCAUUUAUUUUAUUUUAUAAGUUUUUAGGGUGUUUUCUCAUUGUAAUAUUAUUGUACAGUUUUGCAUGGCCUAGGUGUAAUCAUUUUUUAGAAUAUAAUGCUGACCAAUAUGUGUGUAUGGAAGGGGUGAUAAAUCUUUGGCUUCUUACCACAUUUGGUUGGGUUUUAUGCCUUCAGUGACUUGGGAACUUCCUGAGAGAUUCUCUGCUACCAAACAGUGAUGUGGAUUCUUUUGCACACAAAUAUUUAAGGUGGGAUGGUAAAAAAUGUAACAAAGGAUUCCUCACCAGUAUUUUAUGUUGGUAUCACCAAUUAACCAGACUUUGAUGUACCGCAAUAAAAUAAGGAACUGUUA